Molecule: messenger RNA, 924 nt
Organism: Parnassius apollo (apollo)
Lineage: Eukaryota; Metazoa; Arthropoda; Insecta; Lepidoptera; Papilionidae
Source: the annotation of a GenBank genome assembly
AUGGAUAAAAAGAUAGUGCGCAAAGGGCCGCUGCCUGGGGGUCGCCGGGGCGCGUCUGGAGCUGGCGCUGGACGCGGCAGCAUGCGGGCCGCCAGCCGAGCGCGAGGAGCUGCACGGUCACCUAGCAGCCCUCCGCAUCCAUCAUCCCCACCAGAAGGCUUGGUGUCGGCUGGGUCUUCUCGGACUCAGCAAGCGGCACCCGCCGCUGGUGGAGCACGUCGCAUGCGUUGGUCACAAGCAAUGAAUGCAAACGCACUGCGGGCGUACUUUAGGGCAAAAGGGGAAGAAACUGGAUGUUUGGCGUAUCGGGCUAGGAUGCAUCGUCUUUUUGCUGAGCUGGAGCCAUCUUUAAUCGUCACAGAGCAAAACCUGGCAGACCGAGUUCGGUAUAUCUUGCGCUCAAAUAUAUUUGAUGUCGCCGAACUCGAACGGCUACGACGUGAGGCUGUUCCCUCGUCGGAUGAAAAUGCUACGGCUGAGGAUGCGGCGCCACAAAUGGUAGAGCAACCCGCAAACGUGGAUGCCGCCGUGAGUACCCCAGUUGUGGUUGAUUCAAACGAUGAUGGAACAGUCGCCCAGGAACUGGAAUUAGAGCAUAUGAGGAGUACAUUGGAAGAGGCGAUUGUGGAAACGCGCAGUACGCCUCUCGAAAAUCGACCGCGACUUCCCCGCAUAGCCCUAAGCAAGCGGAAUCGGGCUGUCGUGAGGGCUCUGAACCCAAUGCUGGUGACCUAUUUGGAAGCCAGCCGGGACCUUUGCGAGACGGACUCAAUUCUUUUUGGCGCCGCGCUGGCAGUCUACCGUAUCAUAGGCACCAAGAUUUCCACGGCUGGACGCGCUACUGGCCAUAGUAGCGCUAUCCAGCAUGGAGAAGAAGAAUUGAGGAACGUAUCGCAAAGGCUAGAGCUCUCAUCGGCAGACUGA